AUGAGUGUUCGACACAGCUCAUUCUGUUUGCAUUAGGCGGUGAAUGACUAGGCCCCGAAAAAAAAACGAAGUCUUGAUGAUGUUGAUUGCCACUGAGCAAGAAGUUGUUUCUCAUGAUUUCCAUAUCAUCCACUUUCUCAAGUAGCAAUAUGAAUGCAAUCAUCGCUGCGAUAAGAGAGCAAAAGACCGUUCUAAGAAUUCUUAUGACGAUCUCUUUUCUCUUUAUAUGGCUAGCCGUGGAAGAAGAAGAAAGGUACGACCGGCUUUUUAGCAUCAGAGCCAAUGCAGAAAAGUCGAUGAAAGAUUCAGAUAGAUCUUCUUUUGCCUUCGUCUUUACGAUCCCAAAGGAUCAAUUACCAUUGCGAAAGCGAGCAGAAAUCGACUUGAACAAAUCGCCGCCUAGAUCUCCUUCUCUAGUAAGUGAGCAUCCAGACCCUCAGAUGUCGCCAUCGUCUUCUUCUCCUGUACGAAAGCGUAAACAGGACCAAGUUUAUUCUUCGUCAGCAGUAAGUACAGUGCCGACGGAAAGGGAAAAAAGGAAGCGCUUAAGCACGCUGAAAGCUAUGCGGAAAUUCCGAUCUAAAUGGGAUAAGAAAGGUCAUGAGAAAGCUAAAACAACAUUAAAUGCUGACGAAUAUGCGAAAUACAAAGAAAGAUAUGAUCACUACAAAAGACAAGAGGUGGAACGUUCCAAAGAACAAUAUGCCAAAAAUAAGAAAUUAUUAGAGCAAAACGACCCUGCUGCUUUGGAAAGACGUGAAAAAUUAUUGAAAAGGUAUCGAGAGUAUUAUCGUAAUGUUACCAAGCCAAAGAAGCAAAAGAAGGAGAAAGGCAAUGCAGCUGAAGGAGGUCAAGAUAAGUCUACACCAUUCGCAAAACGAGCCGAUCCUGAUACAAGACUGCAAAUAGGUGGUGAUCCUACGCCGGAUCCUCCACCACCGGAAGUGACUGCAGAAACUGAAAAGCAACGUAGACUAGAAGCAAAACGAAAGCGAACACGGGCCUAUAAUGCACAAUUUACCAAGAAAGGAGAAGAAGAGGCACGUCGAACGCUCCCUACAGAAGAAUUUGAAAAGUACCAAGCAAGAUGUCAUAAUUUUCGUGCAAAGCGGCUCAUUUAUGCCAAAGCAGGGCAUCAACGUUUAAAAGCAGCUAUACAAGCCGGAGAUGAACAAGCCUCGCAACGUUAUGAUCGUCAAUUGGAGAUGAAGAAAAAACGGCACGAAAAGAAAAAGUUCGGUACUUUUCUUAGUACCGGUCUGCAGGUUAGAAAACCGGGAAACAGAAAAGGAGGUGAUGAUGAUACUCUUAAAGCUCUUUUAGAACAGCCAUUGGAUUCCACUACUAGGCAGGAUAUCGAAAGACGCCUUAAGCGCCGUGAAAGAGGACGAAUAGAUUUCAGAAAAAGCGUCAUUCGUGCCAAAGAAGGAGAUCCGAAAAGCGUAGAAUGGCUUGAAAAACGCAAGAAAAAGAACAGGGAAUACAUGCACAGGUACAGGGCGGAGAAAGCGAAGACUAACUUGGAUAGUAAGAGCCCUUCUGCCUCCUCCACCGAUUGAACAGAAUCAUUGUC
Molecule: messenger RNA, 1573 nt
Organism: Meira miltonrushii
Lineage: Eukaryota; Fungi; Basidiomycota; Exobasidiomycetes; Exobasidiales; Brachybasidiaceae
Exons: 1
Coding region: 114-1559 (481 amino acids)
Source: RefSeq, a predicted model, not a curated record